UGUUUGGCGGCCAACAGGGAAAGGUAUUCCAGGUAAACGGACGCUGAAAUAACCUCAGCAGGGUCAUACGGGAGAACAUUUAACGCAUCUGGGAACAAUGGUGAAGAAUGUCAACUCUGGCACACAGCAGAGUGGCUGUUACAAGGAAACUGAGGCAGACCCUCCACUCAGCCAGCCUGAAUCUGAUGAUGGGAAGGAGCAUUCAGAAACCCAGCCAGGCAUGAUCUGGCGCAUGACAGGAAGCCUCAUCAGUGCCACCAAGGGAGCGAUGGGAGCCACAGUGGGAAGUGUUGCCUGGCUGGGGGGCAAGAGCCUGCAGAUCACCAAAUCUGCAGUGACAUCUGUCCCAUCUGUGGGCGUCGGCCUGGUUAAAGGGGGCGUGGCCGCAGUGACGGGGGGUGUGUCCACAGUUGGGAGCUCAGUAGCCAGCAAAGUGCCCUUUGUCAAAAAAGCAAAAGACAAGGCAGAGUAAGAUGUGAUAGUUGGGGCCACCAACUGACCGCCCCCAUCGCACACACACACACACACACACACACACACACACACACCUGAGCCUUAAAACAAGACUGAACAUUUAUACCAUCAAGCAGAGAUGAAGUAGAAUUUUAGAUUUAUUCAGUGCCUUUGUAUAGCUUUUUGCUUUUUUCCCUCUAGUUAUGUAUGUUGUACAGAUAGGCAAGGUGAGACACAAUCCACUCAGUUUAGCACAAUCCACUGUUUAGCAUGUUGGCUGUGUGCUAACCUAUCUCACGUGGUCCAUUCCAGUUUCUCCUGAUGUCUUGGUUUUAUCCCUGAAUGCUGUUUUACAGAUCAAAUUUCUGCAGUUUUUUUCUUGUGCUGCUGCAAUUCUCCAUGACGUGAUGCACAAAUGCAUUUGAUGCACUGUAUGAGUGCAUCCAGUACGUGUCUGUAUAUCAGCUUGUUAGAGACUGUCUUCUGGUUUAGCUGCACAGACCCAGGGAAAUUUACUGGCCAUCCUGAUAGAAAAGGAGUUUGCACCCUUCCACAUGCAGCUGUACAGUAUGAAAUGGUCUGCAUUUUUUGUGAACAUUUUUGUGUAAAUGUUUAACUGCACUUCAAUGCAAAAGAUACCUUUAUGCUUAUCUGCUGUGGUAACCCUAUACAGGGUGCCUACAGUACUGCUUAGUGUCAUUUCAAUAUAUUAAAAUAUUUGUGUAAUACUA
This is a messenger RNA of Paramormyrops kingsleyae, 1184 nucleotides long. Its product is annotated as transmembrane protein 263-like. NCBI's taxonomy places the organism in Eukaryota, Metazoa, Chordata, Actinopteri, Osteoglossiformes, Mormyridae. The record is from RefSeq and is a predicted model, not a curated record.